Molecule: messenger RNA, 666 nt
Organism: Trichoderma harzianum CBS 226.95
Lineage: Eukaryota; Fungi; Ascomycota; Sordariomycetes; Hypocreales; Hypocreaceae
Exons: 3
Coding region: 1-666 (221 amino acids)
Biological process (GO): double-strand break repair via break-induced replication; DNA-templated DNA replication
Cellular component (GO): GINS complex
Source: RefSeq, a predicted model, not a curated record
AUGGAUAUCGAUGAUAUUCUCCGAGAGGUUGAUCCCGCCUCUCACGGCAUCCCGCUCGAGACUCGAGACUUGCAGGCCCUGACGCGCCUUUGGGUCGCCGAGAGAUCAGCGCCGGAGCUGCUCAAUUGGCCUGCUGAUGGCCUGUUUGAGCGAGUCAACUCCAAGAUCAAAUCUCAGAUUGAAAAGAUCGAGGACAUGACCGGCGACAUGGACCCCAAGACCAAUUUUGCUCUCAUCGUCAUCCAGACUGAGCUUGAACGAUACAAGUUUCUAGUACGAAGUUAUUUGAGAACACGAAUAGCCAAAAUCGAUAAACACACUCUCCACUACCUCUCAACCGAAGAAUUAAGACAACGCCUCUCUCCCACAGAACUAGCCUACGCAACGAGACACCAAGCCCUUCUUCAUAACCACUACCUCUCGUCCUUUCUCUCAUCUUUUCCACAGCGUCUUCAGAACCUCAACGACACGGCUGGCAAUGUCAGCAUGAUUGAUUCCCCGGACUUGGACACUGCAGUUUUCGUUCGUCUUCUACGGGAGAAGGAUGUUUUCGGCAGGGGAACGGAUGUCGACACCAUUCUCCCGGCAGCAAACGGAGAUGUUCUCAUUAUGAGGUGGUCAAGCGCCAAAGCUCUUGUCGAGGAUGGCGAUGCAGAGCUUGUAUGA